AGAGUGUUCGGGCGGUCACCGUAAAAAUUUCCUGGACACUAGUAGCGCUUUUCCUGUCUGUUUACAGCCCGCUGCUGUUCCGAAUCAACAUCUUUGAUAGACGAGUGCAACGAUGCAGACCAUUAAGUGUGUAGUCGUUGGUGAUGGUGCUGUGGGUAAAACUUGCCUCUUGAUUUCAUACACCACAAACAAGUUCCCUUCGGAGUAUGUCCCAACAGUGUUCGAUAACUAUGCUGUAACUGUAAUGAUUGGCGGUGAACCUUACACUCUUGGAUUAUUUGACACUGCAGGUCAGGAAGAUUACGAUCGGUUGCGACCCCUGAGCUAUCCCCAAACGGAUGUCUUCUUAGUUUGUUUCUCUGUAGUUUCACCAUCAUCCUUUGAAAACAUCAAGGAAAAAUGGGUGCCUGAGAUUACCCAUCACUGUCCAAAGACCCCAUUCCUGUUGGUUGGAACUCAGAUUGACUUGCGAGACGAUCCCUCAACCACUGAGAAGCUUGCCAAGAACAAGCAGAAGCCAAUCACUCCAGAGACAGCCGAGAAACUCGCUAGGGAUUUAAAAGCAGUGAAAUACGUGGAAUGUUCAGCAUUAACACAAAAAGGGCUGAAGAAUGUGUUCGAUGAAGCCAUACUUGCUGCGCUGGAGCCCCCAGAGCCCAAGAAAAAGCCUAAAUGUGUUCUUUUAUGAGUUGAACCUUGCCAAUCGGUCCUUUCAGGCACAAACCGUCUGUGAUUUAUCAUCCAUCUACAUCUGAAUCAGUUGUGGUUCACAUUGAGGAAAGGACUAACUGUAGCAACUGUAAUGUUUUGUUUUCUUGUUUUGCCUUGAAUGAUGAUGCCAUCUGAAUUUAAGCAAGAUGAAUAGAAUAAGUGUAAGGUAAGAGUAAGAAAAUUUGUCACAAAUGUUAUCUUAAUUUGUAUUCUAUUUCAUUAGUAUAUUCUCAAAUGGGAUUAAUAAGACCCCUUAAGGCUAACGAAGAGUUUUAAAUUAUUUAUUCAUAUUAACCUGUUUAGCAUCACUGAAAUAUAGUUAUCAGAGAAACUUGAAUUUCAACUGUUAAAAUGGUGUUAUUUUUUACAAAUUCAGAAGUCAUUUAUCUGUAAAAUUUUAGGCUUUCGUAGGUCUCCAGAAAACCUGGACAAACAGUAUUAUUGUAUGAUUACAUUUAACGGCGUAGCGGAUUUAUCAGAGCAUCCUGAACUGUUGGCUGCGCUGCACUUCUAACUGCUUGAGCCUGAAAGUGACGCAGUAGGUUAAAGAAUACAGUCAACUGGUGAACCAAGGCUCCUUUUGUUUCUAAAAUGCUUUCGCUUUCAACAGCAAAGCCAAGUUAAAUUAUUUAAGCCACUGUUUGCUCUCCCCCCAAAAUCAUGUUGAAAUUCAUUCCAAAAAAUGCAGUCACCUGUGAUCCACAAAGCAAGACCUUCAUUCCAAUUUUCCUUUCCAGCAGAAUUUAUCAAGAUAAGUGGGAUGCUGACAACUUGUAUUUCGAGCCAGUGCUGAAUAGGUUGUUUUUUCACCUUGUAUAUUUAUUUUAAAUCACUUGAGUUUAAUAACAAGCAGUAGUAAUUGUCCCAUAAUCAGAUUAAGUGUUUCAAAUUAAGAGUUGAUCGUAAUUGUGCGUGAAGGUGGUCUUUUGCCAUUCACAUACACUCUAGGGUUUUUGUUUUUAAAUAUAUUUUUAUAUGCAAUGUUUCGUUACAGAAAAUUAUCAUGUGUGAAUUACCUCAAAAUAAAUACUUCCAAUGUUUAACAA
Molecule: messenger RNA, 1757 nt
Organism: Neoarius graeffei (lesser salmon catfish)
Lineage: Eukaryota; Metazoa; Chordata; Actinopteri; Siluriformes; Ariidae
Gene: cdc42l2
Product: cell division cycle 42 like 2
Exons: 6
Coding region: 113-688 (191 amino acids)
Biological process (GO): small GTPase-mediated signal transduction
Molecular function (GO): GTP binding; GTPase activity
Source: RefSeq, a predicted model, not a curated record